Menidia menidia (Atlantic silverside) is the source of this 1794-nucleotide messenger RNA. NCBI's taxonomy places the organism in Eukaryota, Metazoa, Chordata, Actinopteri, Atheriniformes, Atherinopsidae. The record is from the annotation of a GenBank genome assembly.
GGGCAGCAGAACCGAUGGAAGCGGCGAAAAAGAACGAAUGCAGCGGACAAAAAAAAAGAGGCGAAGAAGACGAAUGCGGAAGUGACGUAUUCUGUUUACAAUGACUCCUAACUAUUGAGCGCGUGCGAGCUAACUAAGCUAAGUCCUCGAAAUUCCCUCUUUGUGAAGACGCCCACAUAAACUGUCUGUUUUUGAUGGGUGGUCACGGGGCUUUGGGGAACGAGCCCGAGUCUUUAGACUACUCGGUGCACGAAGCUUGGAACGAGGCCACCAACGUCUACCUGCUGGUUAUCCUGGUCUCCUUUGGCCUGCUUAUGUACGCAAGAAAAAAUAAGCGAAAGAUCAUGCGCAUCUUCACCCUGCCGCCCUCCGCCGGAAGCAAUCCGGAGCCGAACUUCUACGACAGCCUGCAGAAGGUCCGCCUCCGCCAGCAGCUAGAGAUGUACUCCCUGGCCAGGAAGUUGGAGCAGCAGCAGCAGACAGAGAGCGUGCAGGUCUUCCAUGUAAACUCUUCAAGCAGAGAGGCUUCCCAGUGGUGAUGACAUCUUAUUAAUCCCACCUCUGCUCUGAUGGAGGCUCCGGGCGCAGCGGCCCCUGCCCCCAACUCCUCCACCCCGCCCCCACCGGUGCCCCUGCGGCCGGCCGUGGCCCCGUCGGUCCAGCUGGGCUUCACCAUCCUCUACACCGGCCUGUACGCGGGCCUCUUCCUGGUGGUCUACGCCCAGCUGUGGCUGCUCCACCUCUACAGGCACAAGAGAUGGAGCUACCAGAGCGUCUUCCUGUUUCUCUGCCUGCUCUGGGCCGCCCUGCGCACCACACUCUUCUCCUUUUAUUUCCACAACGCGGUGGCCGCCAACCACCUCCCCGUGGCGGUGUACUGGAUGCUCUACUGCUUCCCCGUGUGUCUUCAGUUCUUCACUCUCAGCCUCAUCAACCUGUAUUUUACUCAGGUUUUGCUCAAAGUGAAGGAAACGUACAGCUCAGACAUGAACAGAAGACUGUGGGCGGCGCGCUGUGUGUACGCCGCGCUGAGCGUCCUCUUCCUCGCCGUCAACGUGGUGUGCGCGGCUCUGGGGGACCGGGGCACCAGGGGCGAGGCGGGCCAGCGGACCUGGACGCUGGUCCUGGUCCGGGUCAUCGUCAACGACCUGCUCUUCAUCCUGGACGCCGUGCUGCUGGCCAGCAUGCUGCUGCUGCUGACCCGGCACUCUCGCUCCGCCAGCCCCUACCUGAUCAGCAAGGGGACCACGGUGUGCCGGACCGCCGCGCUGGGCGCCGCGGUCAUCCUCCUCUUCGCCAGCCGCGCCUGCUACAACCUGACGGCCCUCAUCCUGUCCCAGAGCCAUCGGGUUGAGUCAUUCAACUUUGACUGGUACAACGUCUCGGACCAGGCUGACCUGCAGAGCGACCUCGGCGACAGGGGCUACCUGGCCUUCGGCGCCAUCCUCUUCAUAUGGGAGCUCCUCCCCACCGGCCUGCUUAUUCUCAUCUUCAGAGUCCGCCGGCCGGUUCAGGAGACCAGCGGCAUGGCCAUCAACAACAGGGUGUUACCUCGUCCGUAUUUCUUCGAUGACCCACAAGGCAGCGACGACGAGAUACCGGCUCCCUGGGCACGGGCGGCGCCGUCAAAUGCGGGCUGGUAUGGGUCAGAAACCGCUCCGCUCCUGUUCGCCAACAAUCCUCCAGACCAGAGCCAGCAGCACCACACGUUCUACUCCACUCCCCAGAACUGACAUCCCAGUCUCCGUGGAGACGCUUACCUCAAAGAUGGGACCACACACACACACACACACA